CAAUGACGUAAAAAGCCGGUGCCUCUAAAGCAGAGUGACCUUCGUCGUUCGCCACUAAAGGCUGCUCAGCGGAAGGAGUUGCAUCUGUUCUCUGUCCUAGAGGUUUUCCAGCGACACGUUUUAGCCGAAAGAGCUCGUCAUGGGUGACGUCGACAAGGGAAAGAAGGUUUUUGUGCAGAAGUGUGCUCAAUGCCACACCGUGGAGCAGGGGGGCAAACACAAGGUGGGCCCCAACCUGUGGGGUCUGUUCGGGCGCAAGACCGGACAGGCUGACGGCUACUCCUACACAGAUGCUAACAAGAGCAAAGGUAUCAUCUGGGGCGAGGACACCCUCAUGGAGUACCUGGAGAACCCCAAGAAGUACAUUCCUGGAACCAAAAUGAUCUUUGCUGGCAUCAAAAAGAAGGGAGAGCGCCAGGACCUCAUUGCGUACCUCAAGUCAUCCACAUCGUGAAAACCUCAACGAAGGCAAAAGAAAAGCCAGAAUAUUUAAUGUACUCAUUUAGGUUAUUUUUCAGCUCCAUACGUGUGUUUGGUAUCAGGUUUUAUGUUUAGUCAUUUGUACAGAAGGUGUAUUUAUUUUGUUACUUGCAUGGCGGGGAGUGAGACGGAAAAGAACGGUUCUGGGAGUUGUACAAGUGGCCAAACGUAACACUUCAGGACUUAUUAUUUGUGGAUCUGUCCUAAUUAAUGCUAAUCUCAUUUAAAUAUUACUCGCCAUGAUAGGUGGCCUGACCUGUCAUUCAUUCUGUUCUCCAUGGCAACGGUUCAUUUAUAAUGUAAAUCUAAAAAUAGAGAGAAACUACAAUCAUCAGCCAACGGUACAUUGAAGAAAUGUCUGUGAAGGUUCUUGGUGUCGAGUAGAGCUUCUGAGAGAAGCCUUCAACUUAAAUUUUCGCAUGCUGAACUCAGACAAUACCUCCUUUUUUGUUGUUUCGGUGCGACUGAAGGGCCUCCUUCCUCUGAGCUCCCGUUUAAACUCCUGCCUGGCAUCAGACGUGACGUACGUCGAGGAAUCGGAUCGUGCUAAGGGUCACACGCUUUGAUAUCUGCCUCUUCACAGCGAUGAAUUGUGAGUGUUUAAUAUCUUAUCGCAGCCUUUAAAAAACCACCAACUAUGCUCAAGAGUGUGAAAUCAGCUGGCAAUCGAUGGGACAGAGCUUCUGUUUUUCAGAAACUAAAAACUUAUCAAGGGUACAACCUGGACUGACAGAUUACAUUCACCUGGUUUCACAGACUGCUAGUGUCGGUUUAAUUUAUUUUACUGUAUUCGGUGCUCUAAAGACGAGGAUUUUCUAGCUGUGUUGUUUGGUUUUGGACAGAACGGUUGAAAGGUCAAAAUAAAAACUUCAGAAGUCAAAAUAA
Cyprinodon tularosa is the source of this 1365-nucleotide messenger RNA. RefSeq names its product cytochrome c. Gene Ontology annotation, molecular function: heme binding; electron transfer activity. The record is from RefSeq and is a predicted model, not a curated record. Bases 140 to 454 code for a protein of 104 amino acids. The transcript is spliced from 3 exons. Lineage: Eukaryota; Metazoa; Chordata; Actinopteri; Cyprinodontiformes; Cyprinodontidae. Gene Ontology annotation, biological process: mitochondrial electron transport, cytochrome c to oxygen; mitochondrial electron transport, ubiquinol to cytochrome c. Gene Ontology annotation, cellular component: mitochondrial intermembrane space.